This is a messenger RNA of Terrapene triunguis (Three-toed box turtle), 689 nucleotides long. Its product is annotated as claw keratin-like. Lineage: Eukaryota; Metazoa; Chordata; Testudines; Emydidae. Bases 17 to 475 code for a protein of 152 amino acids. Gene Ontology annotation, cellular component: intermediate filament. The transcript has a single exon. The record is from RefSeq and is a predicted model, not a curated record. Gene Ontology annotation, molecular function: structural constituent of cytoskeleton.
UCUCCAUCACAGAAAGAUGUCUUGCUCCAGCCUGUGCUAUCCAGAAUGCGGGGUGGCCCGUCCAAGUCCAGUUUCUGGCAGCUGCAAUGAGCCGUGCGUUAGGCAGUGCCCUGACUCUGAAGUGCUCAUCAGACCAUCACCGGUGGCCGUGACCCUCCCAGGACCAAUUCUCAGCACUUUCCCUCAGCAGAGUGAAGUGGGAGCCGUAGGAGCACCUGUGGUCGGAGCUGGCUACGGGGGCUCAUUCGGUUUGGGGGGACUGUACGGCUCUGGAGGCCAUUAUGGAGGAUUGUAUGGUUAUGGGGGAUUAGGUGGUUACGGGGGCCAUUACGGUUAUGGGGGAUUGGGAGGUUAUGGGGGACUGUGUGGUUACGGGGGAGGUUACGGUUAUGGGGGAUUAGGUGGUUAUGGGGGAUUAUGCGGUUACGGGGGAUAUGGCCGUAAGUAUCGCGGUGGAUACUGUGGGCCAUGUUAAUCCCAACAGGAAUAUCCAUGAAAUAAAGUAGAAUAGGCCCUACAUGUUCUAUCCUUUCCACCGAUAUGUAUCGUAAGCAUCUCACUUUGAAUUAUGCUACGGCAGAUGUGUAAUGGAGAACCUGCCUAGUCCUCUGCCUCUUUAUGCUGUGUUUUAUUUCCCACCAACUGGGGUAAAACAAGGACCUUAAAAAGGUUCUGCUCUGUAUUGUUUC